UUGUAACUUCAGCUUUGGGUGUUUCCCAAAAAAAAAAAAUUACAUCUACUAGGUUCUCCACCACAAAACCCUCUUUCUUCAAAAAUAUCAUAUACCCUGUGUCUCUGAGCAUUCUUUCAUCUUCCCUACCAUAAAAAACCUUCUUUUAGAAGAAAUAUCACAUCUGUGAUGUCUUCUUCGUCUCACCCAGCCACAAGUACAUGCACAAUCGACUUCAUCACUCUCACUGAGUACAAAUCCAAGAUCAUCGUCGACAACCCAUCUCCGGCUGGCCUCCCUAAUCCGACAAUUAUGACCGGCACCGAUUCAUACCAACAGUUGACACUAAGUUAUGGAUCCUUUUUCUCGUCGUGGUCGUCGUCCACUGCUUCCGCCCAGGUUUGGUGGGAUUGAAAAAGUCCCAACAUGCUUGAAUCGUGAACUGGCUGAAAGGAAGCAUGAAAUUAUACCUCUUGACAGGGUUAUUUUUUUGUCUCUGUGUAUCGGCUUUGAUAGGCAUGGGAGAAUUAACAUGCCUGAUGCAUUCUUUAUCCGACAAUCAUGGAAACAAUGUACAUGCUCUUGGGGAUUCAGCCGACCCAUGGGGGUAAGGACAGGUGCUUUUUUUAGGGAAUCGAAAUUAGUGAAAGAAGGAAUUGGAAUUAUUUCCACUAGAAAAUUAUGAGGUCUUUGGUUUAUAUAUUGUUCAAGGAAUUUGGUGAAAGCAUUAAGGAGUUUACUAAUGAAGAAAUUGGUGAUGGCAUCUAUACUUUUUUCCCUGCUUUGUGGACAAAGUAAAAGGUCUAGACUGGGGGUCAUGUACAUGGUGAAAAUCUAAUCCUAACUAGCAAGAGUUUGCAGAAGUCAAGAUCCAUGUAUAGUUUCGUCGAUUGCCUGUGUUGUUCAUAGUUUCAUAACGGCAUUAAUACUACACUUGUCUAAGACGCGUUUGUAGAUCUCAAA
Helianthus annuus (common sunflower) is the source of this 942-nucleotide messenger RNA. RefSeq lists its product as uncharacterized. The record is from RefSeq and is a predicted model, not a curated record. Bases 332 to 664 code for a protein of 110 amino acids. Lineage: Eukaryota; Viridiplantae; Streptophyta; Magnoliopsida; Asterales; Asteraceae. The transcript has 6 exons.